Molecule: messenger RNA, 663 nt
Organism: Acaromyces ingoldii
Lineage: Eukaryota; Fungi; Basidiomycota; Exobasidiomycetes; Exobasidiales; Cryptobasidiaceae
Exons: 4
Coding region: 1-663 (220 amino acids)
Source: RefSeq, a predicted model, not a curated record
AUGGUCUCUUUCCGCUCCCUUGCCCUCGUCGGCGCCAUGCUCGCCUCGGCAUCGCUCUCGCAGGCCCAGACGGUGACGUUUGACUGCACCAAGGUGCCCAACAUCUGCUCCAACGACUGCUACGCACUGCAGUGCCUCGGCAAGCCCUCGACGCUGCACCGCGACAGCUCCGACAGCGCCGAGCACCGCACAGAAAACGCGUGCAAGAGCCCGAACCGCUGCAGCGGCAACCCCAGCGACUCCAACAGCUGCGACGAGUACCCGUACGCUUCGUCGCAGGAGGGCGGCGCGGGCGCCGUGACGCGCUGCGUGCCCAGCCACGAGAACAGUGUGCAGGGCGGCACCCUCUCCUCGUUCUACAGCAGGGCGGGCAUCGAGGAUGGCGAUGCGUACCAGGUCGCCUUCAGCUCGACGUCGGGUCUCGAGUACUGCGACGGGGACUGCGACAACUCGGGCAACGAGCUGGUACGCCGCGCCGUCGCCCUGCAGGGCCGGUCCGAGGCCGCGAACCUGUACACCAAGCGCCACUUCCUCCUCGAAGACGGGCAGGACGUUCUCGUCUUUGAGCCAAAGUCCCAGCAGGGCUCCCUUGACUCCCUCGUGGGCACCAUGACCUACCUCGCACACGAGGACCGCAGCGUCAAGAUCGUCAAGGCUCUGUAG